Messenger RNA from Cydia strobilella, 15978 nucleotides. RefSeq names its product protein kinase C (gene Pkc98E). Gene Ontology annotation, cellular component: nucleus; cytoplasm. NCBI's taxonomy places the organism in Eukaryota, Metazoa, Arthropoda, Insecta, Lepidoptera, Tortricidae. Gene Ontology annotation, molecular function: diacylglycerol-dependent serine/threonine kinase activity; ATP binding. Gene Ontology annotation, biological process: protein phosphorylation. The coding region runs from base 169 to 2445 and encodes 758 amino acids. The record is from RefSeq and is a predicted model, not a curated record. The transcript is spliced from 19 exons.
AACCAUAGAGUAAAACAUCCAUCCAUGGCGGAUCUCGUCGCUGUCAAGACUUUUAUUUAAUUCUGUUUCAAUUAUGAAGCACCUUCAAUGAUUUUGAGUGGGCUUAUAGUGUGGAAGUGAUCGUGCGGUGGCGCGGCGCGGUGCCGGCGAUCCGGUUGUGUCAGCGCCAUGUUCAGCGGAACUGUGCGCGUCAAGGUGUGUGAGGCCACGGGCCUCAGGCCGACUGACUUUCAGAAACGGCACAACAUGACCUUCGGGAAACCAGACGACCAGCCGAUAGACCCGUACGUGUCGAUCGACGCGGACGAGCACCACCUGGACCGCUCCACCACCAAGCCCAAGACCUUCGACCCCGUGUGGAACGAGACCUUCAUCCACGAAGUGCAGAACGUCGCCAGCUUGGGGAUCACUGUAUUUCACGAUGCCGCCAUACCUCCGGACGAUUUUGUUGCAAACUGCACAAUUCCAUUUGAAGAUUUAACUCAUCGUGAUAAAGACGCCACAGACUUUUGGGUGGAUCUAGAACCUCAAGGAAAACUGCAUCUUAAAAUAGAUCUGAAAUGGAAUUCUCAAGGCUCGGGCGGCGGCGGCGAGGCGGCGCGGGCGCCGGCGGGCGCGGGCGCGCGGGGGCGGGAGUUCAAGGAGGGCGCCGGCUUCGCGCGCCGGCGCGGAGCCAUGCGGCGCCGCGUGCACCAGGUCAACGGACACAAGUUCAUGGCCACCUUCCUGCGCCAGCCCACCUUCUGCUCCCACUGCCGCGAGUUCAUCUGGGGACUCGGAAAACAAGGAUAUCAAUGCCAAGUGUGCACCUGCGUGGUCCACAAGCGCUGCCACUCGUCCGUCGUCACCAAGUGUCCCGGGAUGAAGGAAGAGCAACACAGUGCUGUGGGCGUGUCCGGAGGCCAACGGUUCAGUGUCAACGUCCCGCACCGCUUCGUGGUGCACUCCUACAAGCGGUUCACAUUCUGCGACCACUGCGGCUCUCUGCUCUAUGGCCUCAUCAAGCAGGGGCUGCAGUGUGAAGUGUGCUCGAUGAACGUGCACAAACGGUGCCAGAAGAACGUGGCUAACAACUGCGGCAUCAACACCAAGGCUAUGGCUGAAAUCCUCUCCGAGAUGGGCAUCUCCCCGGACAAGAACCCGCGCCCUAGGACCUCCAAGUACAACCCCGUGCUGAUGGAGGGCGGCGGCGACGCGGGGGCCGACGCGGACAAGGAGCCGCUCGACAAGCACGACGACAAGGUGCUGGACCUGCUCAUGUCAUCGCCGUACGACUUCGUACCCCCUUCGUACGACUUCGUACCCCUUUACGGCGAGUACAUACCGUCGGCGCCGUUCGGCGGUGGCGACCAUUGGGACGACCUGAAAGACAUAUUUACGUGCUACGAAGGUGGCGACACGGCGGGUGCGCGCGAUAAAGUGUCGUUGGACGACUUCACGUUCAUCAAGGUGCUGGGCAAAGGUUCCUUCGGCAAGGUCAUGCUCGCCGAGAAGAAGGGCACCGAUGAGGUGUACGCAGUGAAAGUGUUAAAGAAGGACGCCAUCAUCCAAGACGACGACGUGGAGUGCACGCUGACGGAGCGCCGCGUGCUGGCGCUGGCCGCGCGCCACCCCUUCCUCACCGCGCUGCACUGCGCCUUCCAGACCAGGGACCGACUGUUCUUCGUCAUGGAGUACGUCGACGGCGGGGACCUCAUGUUCCAGAUACAGCGCGCGAGGAAGUUCGACGAACCGAGAGCGAGGUUCUACGCGGCCGAAGUGACCCUGGCCCUACAGUUCCUUCACGCGCACGGAGUUAUCUACCGCGACCUGAAGCUCGAUAACAUAUUACUAGACGCAGACGGGCACUGCAAACUCGCAGACUUCGGCAUGUGCAAGGAGGGCAUACUAGAUGGAGCGACUACUACGACCUUUUGUGGUACUCCAGACUACAUAGCCCCUGAGAUCCUGCAAGAGCUGGAAUACGGUCCGUCGGUGGACUGGUGGGCGCUCGGCGUGCUACUGUACGAGAUGUUGGCCGGCCAGCCGCCUUUCGAGGCCGACAACGAGGACGACCUCUUCGAGUCCAUCCUGCACGACGACGUGCUGUACCCCGUCUGGCUGUCCAAGGACGCCGUGUCCAUCCUCAAGGGCUUCAUGACGAAGAACUCUGCGCGACGGCUGGGCGUGGCGGGCGGCGUGGGCGGGAUCCGCGCGCACGCCUUCUUCAAGGACAUGGACUGGGACGCGCUGCAGCAGCGCCGCCUGCGUCCACCCUUCCGACCCAAGAAAAGCAAGCGCGAGGCGGUGAACUUCGACGCGGAGUUCACGAAGGAGGAGCCCGUGCUCACGCCCGUGCCGCCCGACGUCGUGCGCACCAUCAACCAGGAGGAGUUCCGCGGCUUCUCGUUCGUGAACUCGGACUUCACGCCGACGCCGGCGCCGGCGCUCGCGGCCGCCAACUGACUCGCGCGUGUCCCGGUGCAGCGGCCACCGCGGCCACCGUGGCGGUGCACUCUCUAGCCACGGCCGGUACAGUGCGGACUUGCGGAGCGGCCCUGCACCGACGCCGCCGAGUUCCAACAUUGAACUUGCCUUAUCUCUGCAUUCUCGCAUUAUUGUUUUGGUCGUAAGGUUUUCGGCCGGUCCUAGACUCCGCCUAACUUUGCGGCGUCUCGAAUAGGACAGUGAGGGAGUGUCGUAAACGGCGUAUUUUCAUACAUUAAUGAUGACACUGCCACGCUUUGUCGUUGCAAAUGUCUGGCUGUUGGGGAAAGUGGUGCGUCUGCACCGUGCUGCUGUAGAAUAAAGCGAUACGAUAUCUCCUACUGUCUGUCUACGCUGAGUUUGCGGCGACCCGUGACGUGCUCGCGCCAUAAUUGACGUAGCGGCUGAAAACUUAGCGCGGUUGGAGUGUUACAAAAACGGCACUUUUUAUGAAUUGUCAAGUAUAGUGUAGAUAGUAUACGACUCGCAGUGAUCACUUUUAUGACCGUUCGUAUUUAUAAAUUACUGAACCGUACCGUCGGUCGCGUUGUCCGCAUCGUCUUGUCCUAGAAUACUGCACUUCUUUUUUCAAAGGCCUCAAAGGAGAAUUGACAGUAUAUUGACAGAGAUGGUGGCUUUCUCUAAUAAUGUUCCUUUCUGUAUCUACUAAUUCGUAUACGGAAUGAAAGUAAAAACAUUUUUUACUUGUAAUUAAAUUUUGUUAUUGUUGUUGACCUCUGCGUACGUAAAUUAAAGUUACAAGGGAUUAUUAUAGUAUACGCGGUGAUAUUCGACUGUUCUGUAUUAAUUGCAUAGUAUUUUAUGUACGCAUAUUCAUAUUAGUGGUGACCGCGAGUGUUAAGUUUCUUUAAGAGAGAUAGAGAUAUCGUAGCUUCGAUGUUUGAACGUUGCGGUAUAGUUCCAGGCCGGUUCUUAUGAAAUUCUGUCCACACAUACGAGCCAGCGAUCACAUAUGCAGCGGCGGCCGGCGGCAGCAAGUUGCUCUUCUCUAUUAAGUUUGAAUAGCUAUGUUGUAUUAUACUUUUAUAAGCAAAUCGUCAUAAUUUUGUAAUGGCAAAGCGACGCGUCUAAGUUAACGGCACAAAGCAAUUUAAUCACUAUUUAGAUGCAAUUUGUUUUAUCGUAUGGCGUUACAGUUACUGGUUUUAAAUUGAAUAUUCUAAAGAUUGAUGUUAGCACUCUUUGCCGAUGCAAUACUGAUCGCAUUUAUCUUAUGGAGGUAAAAUUCAACAUAGUUCUUUAAACCGUGCGCUUCAGUUUUUAGCGCGUUAUUGUAAAUUUGGAAGAUAGGCUUUUGACCUUGCCGGCUGCCGCGAGUACACUUAAGGGCAAAAAUUUAUACAUUUAUUUACCUUAAUACAUGAAUGUAAAGGUGUAAACGUGUAUGACCUUGAUUGUACGCACACAAAUCCCGGCGGGAUCGCCGGCCACAGAUUAUAUAUAAAUGGAAAAGAGUUAGAGCAAUUAUUUAUCGUUGUAAAUAUUGAAGAUUUAAUAUUCGGGUGUAAAGCGGAGGCGGAAUCAGUAAACCCCACGCGUCACCGGCGCGAAGAAGCGUAUAUUAUAGGCACAUGAGUAACAGCGGCAGAACCUACUGUUUGCUUGUCUACUCAGACAUUACCACGUUUAGCGUAAAAAGAACAUCCUCAACAAAUUAAUUUAAAUGAAUGAGUUUUCAUUGUGGUAGAAAGUUCAAUUGUUUGACAGAUUUUUGUGUGGAUGCUUUUUCCUAAACGUCCAAUAGGAAGUUGAGAAUAUACAUGCGUCUCAUAUUUUUGUUUUGUUGGUCUGUCCGUGAGCCAAGGGACAACAGUUGAUUUCUUAAAAAUAAAACGUUGUCCACAUCAUCUUGUCCUCUAAUACUGCACUUCUUUUUUAUUCAAAGGGCUCAAAGGAGAAUUGACAGUAUAUUGACAGAGAUGGUGGCUUUCCAAUAAUGUUCCUUUCUGUAUCUAUUAAUUCGUAUACGGAAUGAAAGAAAAAACAUUUUUUACUUGCAAUUAGAUUUUGUAUCUCCUCGGAUUUCACGGGCCUAUAAAUCCCGGUCUUUGAAUAGGCUUGCGUGGGGAUAUAGAUCCAACACGUAGAGGCCCCUUGGAGAGCUUUAAUGUCAUGUAGAACGCCUGCUGGAACCCGUUCACAGGUGCAACAAUAGACACCCAUGAACCAAUCGCAGCAGGCAUUGGGACUAUUGUAGAAAAAGUGAACAGUAUACCGGUCUAUGGAUUGAAGUUUGGGUGGAUAAUGAGACUGGGCUAUUGAAAAGAAGUCCAGACACCUGCCAUAACAAUGCUAACACACGUUAUCGAGGCAGGUGGUGACUUGCCGCUUACUAGAUGGGCCCCUGAAACUGCCGUCGUGAAGACGACCAGGAGCAACACCGGUGUGAGCGGCUCAGGGCUGUCGAGAGGUGUGCGCCGCUUUCUACCCAGUGUCUGAUGUUAACAGCCACUGUGCCAACUCGCGUCUUAUGCAUCUUUCAUUUCCACCCCUGGAUCAUAUAGCUCUUACGACUCCCCUCUGGACGGCCAAUGAAGGCAAGCCAGAGCUGAGAGUCAUGCGGGUCCCCUUGGGGUCCACUCCGACCGACGAAGACACGCCGGAGACGGAGACCCUGACCGACUCUCUGGAGCACUCGGGUCCGUGGGGUCGUCACUCCCCAACAGCUCGCCACAAGCUGCCCUAACAAGAUUUUGUUAUUGUUAAAUAUAUCUGUAUUAGUUUUCGUUAUAAACGUUUUAUAUCUAAAACGCUUACACGAAAACUUAUGCGUCGGUUCUCGAUAGCGAUUGUAUUACCUUAGCAGAAUAGAAAGUUAUAAUAAUAACCAUUUGUAAGUAUGGAAAGAAUACCGGCAUUCGGUCCUUAGUCUUGAGAAUUCAUAACCUAUAAACAUUUAAUUAUAAAUAGCGUGUCCUCAGAGACAUAAUCAAGAAACGCAAAGCUGUACAAAAAGUUGCUUUAUUCAGUUCUCAAUAUUAAAAUUCUAGAUUCUAAGUAUUAUUUUUUUAAGUACCUAGUCACAAGUAGUUUCGAAAAGUAUUAAUUCAUUAUCAAAGCAGUUUAUUAAUGCAAUUAAUGUUCUUACAUAUGAGUGUAUAUUCUCUAUUGGUUUCCACUGACGCAUGUCUGGUUAGACUAGUAGCAGCGACGGUCCUGCCGUUUCUAGUCCGCGCGUUCCGAGUACCGCGGAACGCGACCCAAUACUCACUAGGGGUUUUGUUUGACAGUAUUCGCGGCGAGCCGCGGUUCACUUUUUAUUUCUAUUUCUAUUGUUGGGUCGAUCGAUUUUUUGUUUUAGGUAUAUACAGCCCAGUGAGCUAGGAAGCAAAAUAUAAAAAUAAAAAAGUUUUGUGGAUGACACAGGCGCCAUCAAAACGCGCAAACGUGCUCAAUAAUGUGACACGUUGCUUUGGAAAAGUCAUGUUCAAAUGUUUCUAAGCACUUUGUCCGUCCAGUAUUAUUGCUUACUGUAACAUUCUGAGGAAAAAACUUACAAAGAAAACUUUUCAAUAGUUACCCAGGAGACAUCACAAUAGGUAUGGUCAAAAAAUCGAUUGACCCAAUGUUUUACGCGGUACCUCUGGUACAUUUUGAGUGAUGUAUAAUGAAUUUAUUUAUUUACGUUUUUAUGAUUUAGUAUUGACCGGAACCAAAGGCUAUGUUGUUAGAGCGGUAGUCGUUAGUGCGCGUUACACGUGCCGGUGUGCCGUGCGUCGCGCACGAGUGAUGCUUUAUGUAGUUGUUAGUGUAUUAUAAAAUUAAUAAUAUUAAUUAUAAAUCUCUGUACGUGUUGCCCGUCUAACGACAUGUUUAUAACUAAUUUCGUGUUCAUUUCGGUCGCCCUCCGGGCUUUUAUAAUGCCACAGUUCCUUGUACUAGAUUAAAGAUCUGUUAUUUUGAUUUUGUGUACGUUUUUUUAAUUGUGGUGUUUAUAGGAGGGCUUCGUUCGGUGGAUUUAUUUAUUGUAAUAGCUCGUGCAAGCUAAUUUAAUAGCAUGAGUUCGCGGGACUUUAGACCUUGUGUGUACAUACGCAAGGCGGCCGCGAGGCUUUCCAUGUCCACUGUGUAAUCGCGUAUGUAUGUAUCGUGUUUGGGCGUUUCUCUGUUAUAGCGUAAGUGAUGUGAGUGCUGAUUUAUUUUUGAUGUGAAUCGUACUAACUGUAGAGUAAGGAAGCCGCGGCAACCGAUACGAGGCGAGAUGUGAGCGGUUCAAUAAGGAACGCACAAAUGUGAUCGCAUAUUUGUUAAUGUAAGGUCUUAUGUCAAAGAGAUUAGGGUUAUAUUUGAAUGGCACGCGCCAUUGCUAUGAUACAUUGAUUUAUUAUUCGUGUCAAUGAUACUAUAUUUGAAACAGAUUUUAUAUAAAAUCUUGUACAAAUAUUAGUACAUGGCUGCCUGUGCCUAUUGAUUGUAUUAGGCCUAUGAAUGCUUUUAUCGCGCGAUAAACAUAAUAUAAUGCAUUUUUACCGUUUUGGCACUACUUGGUAGGAAGAGACUGAUGCUUUAUCAUAUCUUUAUCACGUGAUCGUGGCCACCGUAACUAUUGUAAUUGUAUGAAUUUGCAAGUAUUAUCCGUCUAUGAUAAGUGAACCGUCAAAUUUUGCAUCUCGCUUCCUUUUGGUGCGUCACGGCAGCGAAUUUUUGAUAGCACGCUCUUUCACGUAAUUGGUUUUUUAGAAAACACUGUCGGUAUGCGGCAAUGAAACAGGACUAUGAAAAUAUGUGUAUAGAAAUUGUCAUACUUAAUGAAAGCGGCUUGAAUCAAACUUUUGACACGGUUGUUCCAUGACGUUACCCAAGGGACAACAUUAAAUUCUUAAAUAAUAACAAACAAUAGUUUAUAUUGUUGUGAUGCACAAUAAACAAUAGUAUUUUAUUUUAUUUAAAUACAUAAUACACAAAUGGUAAUCUUAACAUACGUUAUGCACUACCUAAUCUAUUUAAUUUAUUAUAAUAACGACGACCUAUUUAAAUCUACAUUCAUACCGACCGUGAAUUUUGGCGAACCAGUCCGUGAGAGCGUCCUACAUCGGAUACGAUUUAUCGGACACGCGGGCUCUGCUCGACCGUGUCGUGUAACUAGUCAGUUAAGCGUAAGAGCGCUCGCGCCGCGCCCGAUCCGAACCUGACACGGUGCGAACCGGAUUAGUCUUGGUAUGUUUCCAGGUCGGCGAAGUUGUUGUCAUUAUCAAAUCAGAACACACGAAAAACAUAGCUAAUAUCAGAUGUUACAUAUUCUUUUAUGAGUUUAUCUAGUUUUUUUUUUAGUUUUUUUAUGCUGUGAGCUAGGGGACAUUGACAUAAUUUCUUUAGAUAUAAAUGUUUUCAUAAUAGGUACGUACACCCCAAAAUCAUGAAAUUUGGCUUACUUAUUAUAGUUGCUUCGACAACAAUGCAAUUUGAUAUAAACGCCGUUUAAGAAGUGUAACACUCUUACGGUAGAUGUCGCUAGGGUCCCCUAGACCCAUAUAGUGGGAAGUUGUUGUCAUUAUCAAAUCAGAACACACGAAAAACAUAACUAAUAUCAGAUGUUACAUAUUCUUUUAUGAGUUUAUCUAGUUUUUUUUUUUAGUUUUUUUAUGCUGUGAGCUAGGGGACAUUGACAUAAUUUCUUUAGAUAUAAAUGUUUUCAUAAUAGGUAUGUACACCCCAAAAUCAUGAAAUUUGGCUUACUUAUUAUAGUUGCUUCGACAACAAUGCAAUUUGAUAUAAACGCCGUUUAAGAAGUGUAACACUCUUACGGUAGAUGUCGCUAGGGUCCCCUAGACCCAUAUAGUGGGAAGAUUUGCUGACUAUGGAUGAGGUCUUGGUGGCUCAGUUGGCAGAGCGCUGGAGUAUCGAUCCAGAGGCCGUGAGUUCAAGUCUCACCCAAGGCAGUAAUUUUUCCACUUUUAAAUUUAUUCUAAGCUUAAUAGCAUCGAUCGCAGACGUUUCUGCUUGUUAAAAAUUAAGUUUGAUAUAUUUAUAAAAACAAAGUUGUAAAAAGUUACUCAGGCGACGUAUCAAUAGUUACAAAUUACAAAAGUGAUUUAUCUAAUUGGAAAUUUAAAACGGGUAGUGCAAUAUUAGCGGCUUAUUACUUGUAUGAGUUGUAUAUAUUUUGAACACACACAAUCAGUCCUCUAUUUUUCGAUUCGUCAUUAGUCGGGUUGAGAUUGGGCGCGGUGCGUGCGGUGUAAGAGUGCGCAGCGGCGCCGCGGGUGGACUCGGUGACAUGUACCAGUGCGUACGAGAACGCUGGACUCGGAAUAUACAAAUAAAAAGAACGUUCAAAAUCCCGUUUGACGACAUGUUAACUCUGAACCAAUUUUGACAGAAAACAGAGUGGAAAUGUUAAUAUAAACGUCCAAUUUUCAUUAAAAAAAAUACUUUUAUGAUGACACUUCAAGAAUUUGUGAUUGCGAAGGUUGAAUCGGUAAACUGGAGUUACUUUGAAUCGCGGGGAAAUAUUGAUCAUCUAUUUGAAACUAUAAGGAAUUAGUUUCUGAACACUUUCAUCAUGUAUUUCUGUUAAGAUUGUCAACUACAUCAUAAAUUUCUCAAAAAUCGAUGUUUAAUAAACAUUAAACCCCCGCGAUUCAAACUGUUCACUGUUCUAUUGUUUCAUUUGAUGAACUGAGUAUGCCUGAAGUGAAGUUUAACCCCUCUCGUCGCCAGCGUUAUCGCGUCGGCAGAAAAGUUAUCACUAAGUCUACGGACGCGAUAUCACAAAUGCGUGAAAAAUCAUAAACCUGGGGCUCAAAGGUUUUUGACAUUUCAAAGCCCAACUCGAGGGGUUAACAUAGUUUUUAUAAAUGCAACACUUAUGUCGUCUUGGAGGACAGUAGUGCAGCAUUUUGAAUAUAAUAAUUAUGUUUACAAGUAGUAUUCAGAGUCCGGUCUCUCACCGCCGACACCUCCGCCCCGCCACCGCGCGAGUAUCCGCGACCCGUUUGUUAUUGAGAGUUUAAACAUUUUUGAACAUAUGUUUUUUAAUCAUUUUUCUAAGAGAAUUUUACACGUGUUUUAAUUUUUUGCGAUUCUAAAAGUUUAUUUAAAAGAGGAAUAUAUGAUAAUAGUUUGUAAUUAUACUAAUUAUAGUGUUUCGACUCGUCUGAGUUCGCUUCUCCCUUCCCAUACUUCGGGUUUAAGAAUCUCUAGAAUUCUAUUUCUUCCGAUCUCUACGUCUGUCGUAGAUGUACAGUAAAAUCAUAGACAGAUAAAUAAUAAAGAAUAUCCUUACAUAGUCGAUUUAUUUUUUAUUGAUGAUGGCGUCACAUAGUGAGGUUGUAUGGUGCUGUUAUUCUUGCUAAACGUCGUAGCACCAUCUAGUAAGUUAUCUGAAACUUAUUAUAUUUACCAUCUAUGAAUUGCUUAAUACACUUCAACACAACAUGUCAUAAUGAGGGAUUUAGAGUGAGCGUACAGUCAACUCUAUGGCAACUGUGUAGCGACACAAUUUUCCAUAGCGCUGACGCCGACGCUCAAAAGACCCUAGUGUGGGGUCUUGAAAUACAUGCGGUAUAUGAAACUGAGCCACUUAAUGACGCCAUCUACAACAAUUAAGAACAUGUUUACGACCACAGAUUUAAUAUAUACGCUAGAUGACGCAAAUAUCGCGAUUUGUAUUGUUACCAAGCGUACCGACUUUUUCAUACAAAAUUUACGCAUAACAUAAUUUUAAAAUUAGAAUCAGAAUCAGAAAAACAUUUAUUGCCACAAAAAAAAUACCUUAAGAACUAAGUACAAAUAUAAAUCUUAAAUACUAAAAAUAGGUACAAUUUAAUUAGAAAUUUAAAACAUUUAAUAUUAAAGAUUGGGCAAUGGGCUCCAAUCUCAGCAUAUGCGAAGCACUCCAAGUAGAGGGCCUGGCGCUGGUUUUACUUACCUGUGAUAGGAAAUAUGUCCUUGCCUUUGGGUGCUCGCGAUUUUUGGGCUGUUGCAGUUAUUUAUCACGCAACGAGGCAUUUUUUAAGCUUUCACGGACGUCCGGCUGCAACAAUUGACGCGCGUGGACUGUCAACAGCGACGGUCAACCUCGACGCUUGGUCGGGGUUCGGACGCGAAGUAGAUGCAUUUGCGUCAUCUAUGGUAUAUUUAUAUCUGUGUAUACGACACUCUUUAUUAUUUAUCUCUCUCAUGGAUGCAAUUUACGCUUGUUAAUAAAUAGUAUAUGGAGAAGCCGUCACCGUUUGUGCCAAAUGUCCUCGACCACGUACAAAUCUCGGUUGACUCGACCGUUUCGUAGCGCAUCGUAGCAGGUCGGCGGGGCGCACUUUAUUUUAUAAGUAUACAUAUAAGUUCACAGGUCACUAGGGAGUUAGUGGUUUAAAUGCGUACCCUGUCAGAGAAUUUUUUAAAUUAAGAUUCGCUGAAGUUAUAGGAGAGGGAACUUUCUAAUUAAUGUGGUAGAUAAACCAUUUUUAAAAUUCGUGCCCCUCAUUGAAGCAACUAGGAAUUUAUUGUUGUUAUUUUGUCCCGUCAGCCAGGCGACAUUAGUAGCACAGUUUUUAGAACUACUCGUACAGUAGGUAUACAUUUUUUCACCUUAUGGCAAUGGAUUAAGGUGAAGAAAUGUUUACAUAUUUAUGAACUUGGCUGUAUCGCGUCAUAUCGUCAUGUAACUGACCCACUGUGGAAACCAAAAUGAAUGUUUGGUUUGAAUAGUGAGCCAGGCGACCGUAACCAUGGUGACGUGACAAAAAAAAUUGUUCACCCAGCUACUAAAGUAACCUUUAUACGUACACGUGGACACAGUAUCCACUAUUACUGUUCACGUGCGUUGCGUGUAAAUGCUUAUGUGAGUGUAGAUGAUUUAAAGAGGGAAUAGGGGUGCGCAUUUUGUUUUAGAUGGUUUCUCUAUAGAAAGUUGAUUUUAUAAUUAUCGAAGUACAGUCGAAGGUAAAAAUAUCGAUCCAGACAAAUGGCUCAAAAAUAUGUGAACACGACUUUAUUGUCUAAGGUGCAAGAGAGUGCACAUAUUUUUGAAACUUUGGGAAUGUAUAUAUAUUUAUACCCCUGUACGUUCAACUGAUACAAUCAGUCUAAUGAAAUGUUUCUAGCUAAAUAUGUUUCAGUUGUAUUUGUUGUUGACUGAACGCUAAAUAUAACAUUUAAAACUUUCGCGGUUUAAACACAUAUUAAAUCACAUUUAGAAACGGGUCUAUCGCGAAUUUAUUUUGUUACCUUUAUUUACCGACGUUUCGACACAGGUUUAGCCGCGACCACGACCAGUGAAACCUGUGUCGAAACGUCGGUAAAUAAAGGUAACAAAAUAAAUUCGCGAUAGACCCGUUUCUAAAUGUGAUUUAAUAUGUGAACGCUAAAUGUUUUGUUCAUUUGAUCUUAAUCAAAAUACAUAUUUAGUAUAAUUGUUAGAUUAUUAAUUUGUUAUGUUAGUACAAUACUUUAGUAUCGAAUUUGUAGCUCGUUAUAUAUUAUAUGUAUGUUAUCGUAAAACUAUUUAAAAUGUCAUAUAAUGUACAAUGAAAUGUGUUGUUUCCAUGACAGGGUAUGAUUCUGAGGAUUUAAGUGCAAUAAGUGUACACCUAGUCACAUUUCAUACGUAACCUCGCAAACGUAGGUAUUACCACGCAUAUUCUAUUAUAUUUUUUUACAUAGAGGAAGGUUUGGUGACAUUUUAUUAUUUUACAUAAAAAAAAUGUGCCAUUUUCAACCAAAAGGGUACUUAUUGUCGCUUGUCACAAAUGUUGAACAAUUUAAUACUAAAACUCAGAUAAUAAUAUGAGUCAAAUAAAGUCAAAGAUUUUGAAACAAAAUUAUUAUAAUGUUAAUUAUAUAUGAAUAUAUUCUAUAAAUAAGUUACUAUUGAUUAUUUUAUGAUCAUGGUAAUCAAAUAAUAGGGGAAAAAAUAUAUAAAAUUGACGAUUCGAAUAUUUUUAAUAGUUAUAUAAUGUUAAAACAAUAUAUAAAAUUUCACUAGGUACAUAUACAUAUUUAAUUAUUUAUAUGCAUUGAAGCAGAUGAUUUUAUUGUGAAGUAUUAUAUAUCGAAAAGGCCCUGUGCGUAUAUUGCCUAAUAGAUUCAUACCUAAAGGAGUUCAGCUUUUUUGGAAAUUUACACAAAUGGGCUUAUGAUUUUGUGUAAUGUCACCGCACCUUUCUCGCAAUAUCAUUUGUUAUAAAUUACUUAUUAGCAGUGACACAUAGUCAUAUGUACACUAUAGUUUCCGCCCCGCCGAGCGCGUCGAUGCCAUGUAUUAGUGCGCCGUAACCUUACAUAUCACGCUGUUUCCUUUACAUAUUAUAUAUGUAUUGUCCUGUGUCAAACAUAGAGCAUUGUUUUAUGUACUUCGUCGGCAGGCGGAUAUAGUUUAAUCAUCACAAAGAUUGCUGCCUUCAUAUAUAUGUGCCCUAUAUUUUUCGGGUUGACGGGAUCCAGAACAUUUUGUAAGCGUCAGGCGAUCGUCAGACUGUUUCAAAAAUUUUCCUGAGACAUACGCAGCAUAAUAAUAAUUUAUAUAAUUUACAUUUGGAAGAAGAGGGUUAAUGUUUUAAAAGGUACUUAAUUUUUGAUGUCUCUCAUCGGGCUAGGUGCAAUAUUCCUUCCAUUGAGAUAGGUCUACCAAUAACGUUAUCAUUAUGAUGCUCGAGGCGCCCUGUCUCGGCCACAAAAAAAAAACGCUUCGAUCGAUAUCGCUUGAUGCUCACGCUGACAGCGCCGACCGUCAUAUAGUCGUUCGAUUUGUAGCUGGCCCCAAACGGCUAAUCCUUUGUCUAUUGUUAAGUAAAACGUGCCACCUGCAAAAAAAGGGUCGUGUAAUUCUAACUGGCACCUGAGCGCGGGCUAGUUCAACGCACAACAAACCAGUGUAGGUGCGCUCUCCGAUAACGUGCCUUUGUUAUAGUUAACGCUAUCUCUACUGAGCUCGUUCACUUACCUGUACUAACAAUGGCAUUCUGUUAAACAAAAGCCAUUAUUUCUUUUGUAUGAGCGCGUGGCCUUUGUGCCUGAGGCUCACACACAAUUGGCCACGCGCUCAUACAAAAGAAAUAAUGGCUUUUGUUUAACAGAAUGCCAUUGUUAGUACAGGUAAGUGAACGAACUCAGUAGAGAUAGCGUUAACUAUACGCAUCUCGAUGACACAUUUUAGACUGGUUCUGUAGCGUUCGACUCGCUGGCACUCAGUAACCGUACAGGGACGUGACCGCUACUUAACACUAAACAAAGGAUAAGCCGUUCGGGGCCAGCUACAAAUCGAACGACUAUAUCACAUGACAUACAGAAUUUUGGGUUGAUUCUAUUGUUUGUAAAAAUUGACAUGUAAAAGUGCCCCUGUUGCCUAUUUACUGAAUAAAUGUUUGAUGUUUGACAAUCAACGCUAUCAGCUUCAGCGAUAAGCGAAUUCGCUCUGAAGUUCAAAGCGUUCAAAAGUUUGAACGUUUUUUCGUAGCCGAGCCAUAAGGGAGACCUAGCACUAGUUACGCGCACAAAUCGUUAACCGCCUGCCGGCGAAGCGAUCAUUUACUCGUUUUAAACGCUUAUACAAAAGUAUAUUUUACGCUUCCCAGAGGUGUUAAAGCCAAAGAAAAUGUAUUUUUAUUGUACAAAGCGGCUGUAAGCCUUUAUUUUGUUAUGUUUUUAGUUAAUUUCUUGCCAGUGUAGUCAAGCACGGGUACGACGGCGGGUACCGGUGACGUAGAGAUUAAUAUACCUACAGAGAUUAUUAGUGUAUAGUUUACCAGUGAGGUUGUGCCGUUGGCACACCAGUCAGGGGUUAUUAUCAGGGAGGUAGAAUUGGUUGCAACACGUAAAUAAUCCGUUGCAAGAUGAUAGUAUUUAACUUAUGUAAGUGUCUUCCCUCAUAUAUCGACGCCGAAUUGGCAAAAGCUGAUAGAAAUUUGGCAAAAAUUUCAUUUUUGGUACAAGCUUUUAUCGUUGACUGCACUCUUCUUUCCACGAACAACUAAUACUCAUCGAGACAAUUCUAAAAACCCCAAACACAAUUAGGUUGCGUUGUUUUAUCACAGAGUUCCUAUGAUCACCUCCUGUCUCCAUCGUCAGAUCAGCUCGAUGGUACCAUAAUAUUGCAUUGUCACCCGAUUUACAUAUGUAUGCAAAUUUUCAGCUUCAACGGAAACCGGGAAGUGGGUCAAAUUUAACUUGCAAGAUUUGACCCUUACAAACAUGUUACAUACAUAUUACAUACGUACUUACAUAGGUACAUUGCAAGUUAAAAAAAAGCUUGUAAAAAAGCCUUAUGUCUGCGUAAUAAGAGCGAAAAAGACGUCGUUGCGUCGGAAUACCUAUGUGGGAAGACCCUAAACUGACGAAUCCUUGCGCAUGAAAACAGUUGUGUUUUCAUCGGAGAAUUUCUUUUCAGGUCGCGUAGCCAACAUGCCAAUAUGAUGCCAAUCGCUUACGCUCCGUAGCGAUCGAAACGCAACUGUCGCUGUCGUGCUAAUACGGAAGAGUGAUAGAGAUACACAAAGUGUUUCGUUGUCGAAGCGAUAGCGAUUGUCACCUUGGCUAGGCCGGCAGUCUCGUGUCUCAUCGGUUCUGUGUAUGGCAACUUAUAGAUAAAUCUUAAUUCUAGAAGUAACUUGCUAACGCCAUCUAGUAAUCUGCAAACGAGAUAGCGUUGUGCUGUUGUUUAAAGGCGUGAGACUUCUAAAGUGGUGCCAUCUAUAUUAUUAUUGAGGCAAGCAACUUAUAUCUCUACCUGAUAUCUCUACCUACCUGAUAGUAAUCUUUCAGUCGGUGCUUUGAUCCUAGUCGAGUUCUGAGCAUGAUAUAAAGGUCACCGGCCCGCCGCCGCUAGUAAAAUGUUAUGUAUAGUGAAAAUGAUGUGAGCGGCACGAGGGAAACGAUCGAUUAAGCUUGCUUAAAUAACCCAUUUUGAUUGUUAGAUCGACUCACAUAGAUAAGUUGAAUGUUAAAAUUGUUUGUUGGUAUCCGUAGAACAGCGCGCCUCAGACGUCAUGGGCGGCGGCUGCGGCGCGCCUUACCCUUACAAUAAUGAGGCCUAGAGGGUGAGUCCGUACAUUCAUUGUGACGACACUAAAAGUACUAGAACCGAGCUGUAUAGCAUGUUGCCUUAAGUCGACCAUGAAUCUAAAAUAACUGGAUCGGGCAUGAGGGGUGGAGGGAAAUGAACAAGCACUGUUAUUGUUUUUCCUUGUCACAGUCUCACAUUUUUUUAUUCCACACCGUAAAUCUAGUAUGGUUUAUGGUGGGCUAUAAAUCUUCUCUACCAAUCAUAUUGUCGCAUUGCGUAUGUUUUGUCCGUCACGGGCGCACGCGUAUUGCUGAUCCAUGUAAUGCUAGGUCUAUGUAGUCGAGAGAGGUGUUUUGGCUUCAUGAAGGAACUAGGUUUCUAGGCCUUAAUAUUAUAAGACCGUACCUAUAUUUGUUGUUGGUUCACUGAUCACUAUUAGGUCACAUAGCUGAGUAAAUUAAUGCAUAUAAUAUAGUUUUAUGGUGAGAUAAAUAUGUAUAUGUAACCUACCUACAUGUCUAUUAAAUCAAUGAAAAAAUAGAUUAUAAAAA